Messenger RNA from Porites lobata, 4857 nucleotides. Lineage: Eukaryota; Metazoa; Cnidaria; Anthozoa; Scleractinia; Poritidae. The record is from the annotation of a GenBank genome assembly.
ACGAAAAAUGCCCGUCGGACGGCUUUUGCGAAGAAUGAAAGCGUGAAUCGACGAAUUGAAACCAAAUACAAGUCAAGCAAAUCAUUUUGAAGGAUUCUGUAGCAUAACAUGCAAACAAACGCGAAAAUCGAGGUAAGAAAAAGUAAGAAUCUUUGCCUUCUAUUCCCCGAGUCGGCAAUGGCUGGCACAAAAAUUCUCUUCAAACGUAGUGAAUUCCGUCCCUUUAAGCUUGUUGCCUUUAAAGCCUUGCUUAUUUUGAUGACUUCUAUCAGUGAAUUCAUGUUUGCUUGUUUCUAACUCCAUAUUUCUCGUAGAAAUUGAAAAAUAAAGCGUUUUUGGAAAGUAAAUAUCGGGUGACGAGGUUACGCUCAAGCCUCUCUUUCAUUAUGCUAAUUACUCUUACUUCGUUUGCAUAAUCUGACAGCGUCACAAAAAUUCGUAGAAAAUUGCUUUAUAUUUUUGACCGAUAUUCGGACUGUUUUGCUCAGAUAUUGAAGAAAAAAAUAUUUCUAAUGUAUUAUGCACCUAUCAAUGGUUUGCCCCAGGAUAGGGGGGUGGGGGCAACCCACGGAAUUAGACUCAGUGAAGCGCUGUGGGUAGGGAAUUUGACAUAUUUGAGAUACUGCCAUACAUGGGCUAUAUAGACAUGUGCCGCUGUGAAGGGUAUGGUUCUCAAGCAGUUUACUCUGGGAUAGGGUAUAUAAAUGAGAGAGUUUGGGUCUAGAAGAGGCCAUCUUUUUCCAUUUAAACUGAUCAAGGCUGAAGAUUUUAGUCUAGACUAGGGAAACUGGGAAUUGCCACUCAAGAAUAUAAAAAAAUCAAAUCAGUUUUGUUUUGGCUGGACUUUUCUAGUGACCUCAGUUGUUUCUGGAAAACAGCUACUAUAGGAUAGGGGGGAUUUGGCGAGUUUAGUCUAGUAUAGGGUAGCAUAGUAUAGGGCUCCAGGGUCCCAGCGGCAAAUCCCCACCCAAAAAGCCCUAAAGUACCCCUUCGCGGGGCAGAGGGGCGUGCAGAGUUGUUUUGCUCAUGAAACCUGUUGUUUUUUGACGUUCCCGUUGCCGUAGUCAUCGUGGUUUUGUAAGGUCCCUAAUGGGGACCGUACGUGUUAUUAACUAAUCCCGUACUAAAGUUGCGCUUUUCAAGCGGAAUUUAGCUGGAAUUAGUACUUUAUUUUAUCGCAGGGUGCGGCGACUAGCAGAAAUUAAAAAGCUAUCAUUCUUCUUUAAAAAGAAUUACAUCUAACCAACACUGUCCUACUGUCUUUGACCGCACCUUGAAAUUAACGCGUCAGCGAGCGGGUCGCGUGACACUCGCGGGUGACGUCUUAAUAUAUUCCCCAACUGGACAAUCUAAUACACUUUACACGUACCGUUCUUUACAGGAACGCCUCGUAAAACUGGGCCUUUUUUUCCAUUAAAACGAAACAAAUAUACAAUUUCCCCUUCUGAAGGGCUUAGUUCGUCAUAAUUUUCAAGAAUGUUGGGGUUGGGUACGUUGUUAUUGUGUAAAAUUCUUCAGUUCUACUUUUUUUUUUCACCGAAUUUUCCGUGACGCAUGAAAUUUCCUACUUGUAGACUUUUUCCAAACAGUAUGUUCUGCCGUUGCAUGGAACUAUUUUGUUGUGUAUCAACUUCUGGGCUCCCUCUCAUGAACCUGUGGAGUGGACAUUGAUCACGAUGAAAGUUUGGUGCGUUUCCGUUCUCCAAAGGAGGUCAGAAGAUGAACGUUCAGACAAACUAAAACUAAAAACAACGUUGUGUUUCAUCUUUGACAGUUUUGAAAUUUAUUCAGAGGCUAGAUCUUCUUGAAGAUGGUUUAUGUGGUUUAUUGCCGUAGAAUAUAGCUGAGGGUAUAAAAUGUAAAAAUUGAUAUUGAAACUAAAAAAUACUCGUUAGGUUGAAAUGUUUGGCAGCAGCAUUAUAUAAAGGGUUCAUGAUUUUCCAGUCACAAAAAGUCCGUGCGCAUAUGAACUUCCCCUCUUAAUUCCGGAAAUAAAAAUUAGUCACGCAACCUAAAUACAUGUUUUGCAGCGUCUGGUGAUAUUCUCAAACCUCAAAACUGAGUAUGUAAACAAGUAAGUAAUUUUUUCACUCUUCUGUGAACUGCCUCAGUAAGAUUUCUGUAUUUAACCCAAUACACUUAUCAUACUUUCAAUACAUGUAAUUUCAUACUUUUUCUUGCAAGUAGUUUAAGAAACGGUCCAGAUGGCAACAACGGCAACGAACAUGUUGGAAUGCAAAAAAAAGGUGCUAACUUUUCUAUUGUCUGUACUUACUUCUGAUUGGCUUAAACAGCAAAAGUUAACAAAACUUCAUAAAGCGCUACAUAUAUUCAUCCUUACUUUCCAACCAUCUUCCAUAUAACAAAAUCUGGUCUAUGUUUGAAUAACAAAGAAAUCCUAUGUGGGGACCCGUGUGAAAUACUCCCAUGGAAUUCCAUGGAAAUCCAUGGAAAUCCGUGGAAAUCCAUGGAAAUCUAUGGAAAUCCAUGGAAUUCCAUGGAAAUAGAUGGAAAUCCAUGGAAUUCCAAGGAACUUCCAUGGAGUAUCCAUGGAGUUCCAUGGAAUGCCAUGGAGUUUCGUGGAGUAUCCAUGGAGUUCCAUGGAAUGCCAAGGAGUUCCACGGAGUUCCAUGAAGUAGUGAUGGAGUUCCAUGGAAUGCCAUGAAAUUCCAUGGAAUAUCGUGGAGUUCCAUGGAAUGCCAUGGGGUUCCCUGAAGUACCGAUGCAGUUCCAUGGAAUGCCUAGCGUGCCCAUGGAGUUCCAUGGAAUGCCAUAGCGUGCCCAUAGAAAUUCAGUAAUCAAGCAACUCAUCAACUUGUUAGCCACAUGUUCAAGUCUGCACUUUUUAUUGGAUAGAAAAAUAGGAAACAUUUGAAAGCUUUCUAAAAGCAAAAUAGAUAGUACGUUUAAAUUACACAGAUAAUGCAAAAGUAUGCAAAAUGUUCACCAACGCUGAAAGUCCGAGUGUAAGAAAUUUUAUUGCUAACUAUAAAGAGGAAUGUUUUGUGUGCUUAAUAAAAAAAUGAUCCUGUUAAAAAAAAAAUAAAUAUAGAAAAUUAUUUUUUAGUAGGGCUGUCUGCCAUUUAUCUUUUAAAAUCAGAGUUGCAUUUAAAAUAUGAGAAGAUCACUGUUAUUAACAACAUGCAGUGUCUUCAUUACAUUGACACAGUGCCCCUAUUCAUACAGGACCCUUACACCGACGUGUAUCUGCUAUGACAUACAGGAUCAAGUCUCUACUUGAAAUUUAUAUGAAAUUUCUAAGUCUCUUGAAAUUUCUGAUCAACAAAUUUCCAUGAAAGUGUAAGUCUCUUCAACCACUGUUCCAUUUUUAAGGAAGAAUUUCAGUGGCAAAUUUUGAAAAGAAGAAAAAUUCGAUGUGGCAAUUAAGAUUGAGAACCGAUCCAGGGGCGUAGAAACCAUAAUUUGUAGCGUAACCACUCUACCGCGGAGUAGUGGGCCAUUCCAUUUAAUAUCCACCCAUUGUUUAAUGCUUAUAUGAAUACCACUUUCAGAGUCAUUCUUUUUUAUUGAGUUUCUACUUGCGACUGUCGUACGAAGUUUAUAUUUUUCGUGUAUUCCGCGUGAAAGAGAAAAACAACUCCAAGCGACAAACUUCCCAAGAGUGUUUUUCCUCCCUUUAUAGAAAUAAGACUACUUCUGUUUUGUUUCUGUGGAGUUUUGACUUGAAUUGCUGAAUAGCUGUCUCAACCCGGCAUUAGUCAAACCUUUCGUUUUCCUCUCCAGUGGCGUGCGUUUAUCAAAACUCCGGAAAACAUUUCGGGACCGAAAUUUUUCUUGUCGGUUUUCUAUUGAACAACUGCACUUACUAGUGCCAAUAUUUUUGUAUUAAAUAUUUUCUUGUAUACAACCAGCCUCUUCGGCAUUUUUUUUCGUAGCUCAAUAGCUCUUUGUCUCUUCCCUUACUGUUCCUCACACUUGAAUAUGCUAAAAUUACACAUCAUGCAUGUGUUUUUUAACUUCCUACACAGUUCACACAUUAUAUUUAUUUCUUAGCAUUAUAUUUGUUUCUUACUACCAGUGGGGUUUACCUUUCAUCGUAAGGCGUUUCUUUGUUUUCCUCUAUUAAUAUGAUAGAGUUUUUGUAGAUUGUGUGUUGUUUCUUUAACUACUGUCAUUGAUAGUUUAUUUACUAUGCCACAUUUCUUAUGACAGGAUGUUCUGGACAGAGGAACAUGAUGUCAUUUUAGUCAGAGAAAUGCUAGCGAACAGCCCCUUUGCUGGCACAAAACGUGGGACAGUUCAAAGAGGUCGGAAGUGGAACGAAAUCUCUGAGCGCCUUUUGCAAGCAGAAGCCCCCAAAUUUAAGGUUGACCAGAGAGGUGUUAGAGAAAGGUAUGGUCUACUUGCCAAAGCAUACAGGAGGAAAAUUAGAGGGGAGGAAAGAGCAAGUGGGAUUAGCACCCCAGAAUUGACAGAGGUAGAGCAAGCCCUGGAAGACCUCAUUGUGAGAGAGAAGAUGAGGCUGAUCGAGACCAACAGGAGACAGCAGCACAAAAGAGGAAGGUAAAGGAAGAUAAGAAAGAUGCUGAGGAAGUGAGAAAGAGGGCAAUGGAGAGGCUGGGAGACAGAAUGAAAAGAAGUGAGAUUGAAGGAAAGGGGAAGAAAAGAAGAUCAAGUGGAAACAACACCCUGGAGUAUCUAAAGGAGAGAAAUGAAAUGUUGGAUGAAUUUAAAAAAGAGGAGCUGGAGCUGAAAAAGCAGGAGUUGCAGCAAGAAGCCAAGAAGAAUGAAGCUAUGAUGAAGUUGAUGAGCCAGCAGCUGGCACAGCAACAGAAGCAAACUGAUGGAUUCCAGACCAUGAUGAUAACCAUGUUUUCUAAAUUUUUGGAGAAGUGA